UGGACAGGACUUACGGUGUGGCUAGGGGCGGAGCGGCAACCCGGGGCCCAGUUGGGGCGGCGAUGGCGGCGGCAGCUGUGGUGUCGGCGACGGUCCCCGCGCUGACGAUGGGCGCGGACGGCGCGUCCUCGGUGCACUGGUUCCGCAAAGGGUUGCGGCUCCACGACAACCCCGCGCUGCUGGCGGCCGUGCGCGGUGCGCGGUGCGUGCGCUGCGUCUACAUCCUCGACCCGUGGUUCGCGGCCUCCUCGUCAGUGGGCAUCAACCGAUGGAGGUUCCUAUUGCAGUCUCUGGAAGAUCUGGACACAAGUUUAAGAAAGCUAAACUCUCGUCUGUUUGUAGUCCGGGGACAGCCAGCUGAUGUGUUCCCAAGGCUUUUCAAGGAAUGGGGGGUGACCCGCCUGACCUUUGAAUAUGACUCUGAACCCUUUGGAAAAGAACGGGAUGCAGCCAUUAUGAAGAUGGCCAAGGAGGCUGGUGUGGAGGUCGUGACUGAGAACUCUCAUACCCUCUAUGAUCUGGACAGAAUCAUCGAACUGAAUGGGCAGAAACCACCCCUUACCUACAAGCGCUUUCAGGCCAUCAUCAGCCGCAUGGAGUUGCCCAAGAAGCCAGUGAGCGCUGUGACCAGCCAGCAGAUGGAGAACUGCAGGGCUGAGAUCCAGGAGAACCAUGAUGACACCUAUGGCGUACCUUCCCUAGAGGAACUGGGUUUCCCCACGGAAGGACUUGGCCCAGCUGUCUGGCAAGGAGGAGAGACAGAAGCUCUGGCCCGCCUGGAUAAGCACUUGGAACGGAAGGCCUGGGUUGCCAACUAUGAGAGACCUCGGAUGAAUGCCAAUUCCUUGCUGGCCAGCCCCACAGGCCUCAGCCCCUACCUACGCUUUGGAUGCCUCUCCUGCCGCCUCUUCUACUACCGCCUGUGGGACUUGUAUAAGAAGGUGAAGAGGAACAGCACACCCCCCCUCUCCUUGUUUGGACAACUCCUGUGGCGAGAGUUCUUCUACACAGCGGCCACCAACAACCCCAGGUUUGACCGAAUGGAGGGGAACCCCAUCUGCAUCCAGAUCCCUUGGGAUCGCAACCCUGAAGCCCUGGCCAAGUGGGCCGAGGGCAAGACAGGCUUCCCUUGGAUUGACGCCAUCAUGACCCAACUGAGGCAGGAGGGCUGGAUCCACCACCUGGCCCGGCACGCUGUAGCCUGCUUCCUCACCCGCGGGGACCUCUGGGUCAGCUGGGAGAGCGGGGUCCGGGUAUUUGAUGAGCUGCUUCUGGAUGCAGAUUUCAGCGUGAAUGCUGGCAGCUGGAUGUGGCUGUCCUGCAGUGCUUUCUUCCAACAGUUCUUCCACUGCUACUGCCCUGUGGGCUUCGGCCGCCGCACAGACCCCAGUGGGGACUACAUUCGGCGAUACUUGCCCAAAUUGAAAGGGUUCCCUUCUCGCUACAUAUAUGAGCCCUGGAAUGCCCCUGAGUCAGUUCAGAAGGCUGCCAAGUGCAUCAUUGGUGUGGACUACCCACGGCCCAUCGUCAACCAUGCUGAGACUAGUCGGCUCAACAUUGAACGCAUGAAGCAGAUCUACCAGCAGCUAUCACGAUACCGGGGACUCUGCCUUCUGGCAUCUGUCCCUUCCUGUGUGGAAGACCUCAGUCACCCUGUGGCAGAGCCUAGUUCUAGCCAGGCUGGGAGCAUCAGCAACACGGGCCCCAGACCACUGUCCAGUGGCCCAGCCUCCCCAAAACGCAAGCUGGAAGCAGCUGAGGAGCCCCCUGGUGAAGAAUUGAGCAAGAGGGCCAGGGUGACAGAGAUGCCUGUCCAAGAGCCACAAAGCAAGGACGCCUGAGACUGGAGAGCCAUCGCUCCGUGACACAGCCUGGGUGCCUGAGCUGCCACAGCCUACAGAGAAACCAGUCACCAACAGAACGAACAGUGUGUGUGUGUGUGCAGAGGAAGGCGUGGUGUGCCGUUUGCGUGUGCAUGCAUUUGUUUACAUUCUCAUGAUCCUGAAUGUCACCUGGAUUGGAGGGGUCUCUAGAUCAUCCCUGUCACUGGGGCUGCUUCCUCACCUCAAGACACAGGGCUAGAAGCCACAGCAGUGACUUUCAGCCCAAAUCUGUUCCUGGGAGCUUCCUCCCUUGUCCCAGUAGGUGGUGGUAGUAGGACCCUAGCUGGAAUUCGAAUUCUGGUCUCUGCCUCCCCAGGCUCCUCUUGCUCUCUCCUCUCUUCAGACAGCUGGAAGGUCAAAUUUUCUGACUUUCACCUAAAGUGUGGGGUUACACAGGCAGCCAGAGUCCUGCUGGCUUAGUUCCCAUGUUCUGUCAUUAGAACCUAAGCAGGAUGUAACCUUCUGUCCAGACUUUUAAAAUCCCAUGCCACUGGCAGGCUCUUCCCUUGGAUGUGUAAGACUUCAGACUAGUGUGUUGUAUGCUUAGUCCUGCCUAUGUCAGCCUCAAACCACAUAUCUGUCUUUGUAGGACCUUCUAGAAGCCUAGUGAGGACUGGACUCUGUCCAGGUCUUCUGUCCCUUCCCUAGCAGCUCAGGCCCAGCCUCAGCCUCCCAGGAGCUGUAGAUAGGCCAGGGUCAGAGCUGGUGGAGGAAACUAGAUUCCAUGGCUUGAGGGCCCUGGCUCCUCUGGCCAUACUCCCUGGCCACAUGCUCCAGUAAGUACUGCUGGUUUGAGAGGAUCAAAGGCUGGGUCUGCAUCCAGUGUUUAUUUCACAGCACCUUUACUGGCAAGCUGGCCAGUCUGUGUCUGAAGGCUUCCAGGGCCCACUCUGGAGUGGUCAGCACCCACACUGCAUGGCAGCUCUUCAGGACCAGGCUUCAAGGGACUCGGAGAGACUGAGGGGUGGGGAACUGCCUGGGGAAGUUGGUGAAAGGUCAAAUAGAGAUCACACCUGGCACAUCAUGCACUUCCCAGAAAAGCAGUGGAAGGUUUGGUCCAGAGAAGCCAAGCCUUGCUUCCCAGGGGAGCCACCUCUCCUUCCCACAUUUGGGUCAUGUGGAGAAAGAAGUUAUGAAAAGGAUUGUGGGUAACUGAGCAAGUCUUCCUUCUACCCCCCUGUGGCCUGCACUUGAGCCACAGUGUAUUCAUGUAGUGUGUGUGUGUGUGUGUGUGUGUGUGUGUGUAUGCACAUGUGUAUGUAUGUGUGUUCCUGUGUGGAUUUUUGUUCUCACAUGUAACAUUAAGCUGGCCUCUGGGCCUUUUCCUCUACCUCCCCUGUGACCUUUCCUAGCCUCAGAGUUGUCAAUGCCCUUGGCCCUGGCCUUCACUGUAUCAGACCAGAACCCUGGGGCCAGGCUCCCCUCAACUCCAGCUGUCCAGAACAUCUGACAGGCUUCUUUUUGAGAUGGCCUCAGGUUUUCUCAGCAAAGAGCUACCUUUAGUCCAACUGUUUAUGUCCAUCAUUCUGAGUAGAAACAUCCUAUGAUCAUGUGGAGAAACGGGACACUCUGCUCCCCAGCCCCAGGCCAAGAGGAAAGAGCCAAAGGAUCAUGCUGGAGGGAAGGUAGAAUAAGCCUGGAGAGCUGGUAUGAGAUGAUCAAAGGCCAGGUCUGCAUCCAGUGUUUAUUUCACAGCACCUUCAGCUACAGGCACAGUGCCCUUCUUUUUGAUGAUGGCUCUCUUCCCAAGGUACAAGUUGGCACGAUCACUUGCCCCUCCUCCUCCUUGACAUGCUGGCCCAUUUUCAGGGCAGCUUUCCAAUGAAUGAAACAGUCCACCCACCCCCAGAGCGAUGAGAUGGAAUGGCUGGGAGCCCUGGAGUGGCUUCGUGCCUCCUUUUGCCUAGCCUGAGUGACUUUGAGGGCUGUCACAAUCCUGCUGUUGGGACCUAGCAUGGGGAAGAGAUGGUCGCAGGCAAGAAGCACUUUAUAGAGUCCCCAUUGCUGGGAAGGUUGUGUUUCUCCCACAGUUUGUUUGUGAAUAUUUCCCUGUUUUAUAAAUGUCUGCCUUGUCUGAGUAAAA
Phodopus roborovskii (desert hamster) is the source of this 3966-nucleotide messenger RNA. It is a transcript of the gene Cry2, whose product is annotated as cryptochrome circadian regulator 2. Gene Ontology annotation, cellular component: cytoplasm; nucleus. The transcript is spliced from 12 exons. Lineage: Eukaryota; Metazoa; Chordata; Mammalia; Rodentia; Cricetidae. Gene Ontology annotation, molecular function: DNA binding; FAD binding. Gene Ontology annotation, biological process: entrainment of circadian clock by photoperiod; negative regulation of DNA-templated transcription; circadian regulation of gene expression. The coding region runs from base 63 to 1841 and encodes 592 amino acids. The record is from RefSeq and is a predicted model, not a curated record.